Chenopodium quinoa (quinoa) is the source of this 3738-nucleotide messenger RNA. RefSeq lists its product as uncharacterized. NCBI's taxonomy places the organism in Eukaryota, Viridiplantae, Streptophyta, Magnoliopsida, Caryophyllales, Amaranthaceae. The coding region runs from base 1 to 3738 and encodes 1245 amino acids. The record is from RefSeq and is a predicted model, not a curated record. The transcript is spliced from 6 exons.
AUGAGUGGGUUUGUGCGAAGAAUUUGGGGAAAAUAUGGAAUAGAUAGGAUUUCUGCUAUGAAUAAUGGGGUUUUCCUUGUUCGAUUCAAGACAAUGGUAGGAAGGGAAAAGGUGAUGAACUCUGGACCUAUUAUGUUUGAUGGUAGACCUGUAAUGAUGAAGAGGUGGGAGCCAGGUUUGGAUUUAGGAAAUGAGAAGGUGUUUGAAGUUCCCACUUGGGUUAGAUUGCUAGGAUUGAAUUUAAAAUUCUGGGGUCAAUCCUCUCUAAUGAAGAUAGCUGGUUUAAUUAGAGAUCCAGUUAAGACUGAUAGAUGCACAGCUACCGAGGAAAUGCUUGAGUAUGCUAGGAUAACGGUCAAGGUGAAAAUAAAUGGUGAGCUACUAGAUGAGAUUGAGUUCCAGGAUGAAUGUGGUGUUGAUGUUAAGCAAAAAGUGAUAUAUGAAAGGAAGCCUAUCAUUUGUAAUAUCUAUAGAGGUAUGGGGCAUGGAUAUAGUGAAUGUCCUAAUCAUAGAAUCAAGAAUCAGAAUCCACCAGUUAGGAAUCAGCAACAAAGGCAGCAGAAGAAGCCUGAGGUGUGGAAGGUUUGGAUGCCAAAGGCUCAGCAAAAGACUGGUGGUGAUAAAUGUGAUAUGGGCUCACUGUGCAGAACAACAAAUGGGAGAGUGUUGUUUGGUGACUGGGACAGGGGAGUGGGCCUUAACAAACUGAAUAAAAUUUGUGAUGUUCUUUGGUUUAUGAAAAAUCAAGGAAUUGGUUUGUUAGGGCUCCUAGAGACUAAAGUGAAGGCUGGUAAUUUUGGUAAGGUCUUCACUGGUUUUUGUGGCAAGUGGUCUGUGACUGCAAACUAUAGUAAGCAUCAUGGAGGGAGAAUUUGGAUUGUGUGGCUACCUGAUGUCUUUCAGGUAAAGAUUGAUAGAGUAGAAGCUCAAUUAAUCCAUGUGAAUGUCGUUCACAAGGCUUCUAAGUUUGUGUUCUGGUAUACUGUUGUCUAUGGGUUGAACACUACAGAUGAGAGGGAGGUGUUGUGGCAUCAGAUUGGGGAGAUAAAAAACGACACUCAUGGUCCAUGGAUCUUGGGAGGUGAUUUCAAUAAUGUCCUAAAUACUGAGGACAAAAUUGGAUCCCCAGUUACCUUUGCUGAGAUUGAAAAUUUCAGACAAUGUGUUAGGCAAAACUUGUUAAUUGAUUUUAAAGCUGGGGGGUUAUUCUACACUUGGAAUAAUAAGCAACAAGGGAGUGAUAGAGUGUGCAAAAAGAUUGAUAGGAUUUUAGUUAAUGAGCUAUGGACUGAAAACUGCAGGGAGUUUAGAGCUGAUUUUUUGCCUGAGGGGCUAAUGGACCAUUGUCCUUGUAUUAUAAGAUUAUUUGGGUGUAAUUGGAAUUUUCAGAAACCUUUUAGGAUUUUUAAUAUAUGGAUUGAUGCUCCAGGCUACCAGGAAGCUGUAAAACAGGCUAGGAACAGUGAUGUGAAAGGAACUGAUAUGUUUAUUGUGGUGAAAAUGCUGCAAAAGGUGAAAGAAGCUCUCAAGUUCUUAAAUCUGACUAAUUUCUCCUCAGUGGAGAGUGCAAAUAUCAUUGCUGAUGCUGAGUUAGAAAAUGUGCAGUGUCAGCUGAAUAAUGACCCUCGGAAUUUGGAGUUGAUUCAAAUGGAAAGUGAUGCUAGGGAAAGGUUUUUAGCUGUUCAUACUGCAAAAUUGAAAAUUUUGAAGCAGAAAGCCAAGUUGCAUUGGAUGAAAGAAGCUGCAGGUCCUAUUUUGGAUGAUGUGCAACAUCUGAGUCUAUGUAGAGGGUUUACUGAAGAGGAUGUGAGAAGUGUUGUUUGGAGUAUUGAGGAUGACAAGGCACCUGGUCCUGAUGGUUUCUCGAGCAAGUUUUUCAAGAAUGCUUGGGGAGUUGUGAAAAAUGAGGUGUGUAAGGCAGUUUUGGGGUUCUUUGAGCAUGGUCAGCUGCUGAAACAGGUGAAUGCAACUACUUUGACUCUAGUUCCUAAAUUAGAUAAUGCUACUAGAGUUACUCAGUUUAGGCCAAUAACAUGCUGUAAUGUGUUGUACAAGAUCAUUUCUAAGAUGCUGUGUGAAAGGUUCAAAGAGGAUAUGUUAAAAGAGUACAAUAAUAAGAGAAAAUCUCCUAGAUGUACUAUCAAGGUGGAUUUGAGGAAAGCUUAUGAUUCUGUGCACUGGUCUUUUAUUCAUGAUAUGUUGCAGACUUUGAAUUUCCCAAGUAGAUUCAUUUCUUGGGUCAUGGAGUGUGUUACUUCCCCUUCUUUUUCUAUUAUGAUUAAUGGUGGUCUAAAUGGCUUUUUUAAGGGCAAGAAAGGGAUCAGGCAAGGUGAUCCUAUGUCACCAUUGGUGUUUGUCAUUGUGAUGGAGUAUCUAUCAAGAUUGCUAAAAAAAGUGGUUGCAAAGAGAGGCUUUAGAUUUCAUCGGAGAUGCAAGUCUUUGACGUUAAAUCACUUAAUAUUUGUUGAUGAUUUGAUGUUGUUCUCCUAUGCUGAUAAGAAAUCUAUCUCCCUUUUAGUGAGGGCUCUUAAAGCUUUUGAGGGUUGCUCUAGUUUACAGGCUAAUGCUGAUAAGUCUGCUAUCUAUUUUGGGAGUGUGCAACCUGAAGUGCAGCAAGGAAUUGUGACUGAGUCUGGAUUUAUAAUAGGAGAAACUCCUUUCAAAUAUCUUGGCAUCCCUUUGAAUGCUAAGUAUUUGAGAGUCUCAGACUUUGAUGCUAUUGUAGAUAAGAUGUUGGCUAGAAUAACUUGCUGGUCCAGCAGAAAGUUGUCUUAUACUGCAAGAGUAUUGCUGGUGAACCCUGUACUGAUUACUUUGCACACUUACUGGGUUCAGUGUGUGUUGUUACCUAAAUUAGUUAUUUUGAGGAUUACUCAGCUUUGCAAAGCUUUCCUUUGGUGUGGAGAUGUUGUUUUGUCUAAGGCACCCCCAAUUGCUUGUGAUUGGGUUUGCAUGAGCAAAGCUGAGGGUGGUUUAGGAGUUAGAGAUUGUGGGAUGUGGAACAGGGCAGCAUUGGGGAAGUAUGUGUGGAAAAUAGCUAAAAAAGAGGAUUCUCUAUGGGUGAAAUGGGUUCGUGUUGUGUACAUUAAAGGACAAGACUGGUGGACUUAUAGUCCUAAGAGAUCUGCAGGAUGGGCUUGGAGGAGAUUGUGUGCAGUGAAGGACCAGUUAAAAGAAGGUUUUGAGCAAAACAACUGGUUGAGUGGUACUUAUAGAAUCUCUCAGUGCUAUAAGUGGUUGCAGGGAGCUGGCACAAAGGUGGAUUGGUGUAAAUGGGUAUUGAAUAAGUUCAAUAUUCCCAAGCACUCGUUUAUUCUAUGGCUUGCUAUGCAUGAUAGACACAGAACAAGGGAGAAGCUCUGGAAAUAUAAUGCCUGUGCUGAAGAUAGUUGUUUGCUGUGUGGUGCUGAAAUUGAGGAUAGACAGCAUAUGUUCUUUAAUUGCAAAUACAGUCAAGAGUGUGUGCCGAGAAUUUCUCAUUGGCUCCAUAUUCGAAUUCAGAAUUUCUACAUUGAUGAGGUUUGGAAGAAUUGGCUCAAAGAAGUAAAAGAUAAGGUGCAGCAUAAGGUUGUUCUGGCAGUUCUGGCAGUUGUUGUCUACCAUAUUUGGUUUGCUAGGAACACUGCUUUCUGGGAGAAAGUUGUUAUUCACCCUUCAAAACUUUCUAACGCUAUUGGUAGGCCCUUUUCAGUUGUAGUCUGUGUCCUUCCUAGAAGGCAGCAGACUGCUUCUAUUUAG